AAGGGGUGGAGGGAAAAGCAAGCCAGGAGGUUCUGCGGCCGCUUCUAGCAGUUUCUAGGCGCUGCCGGGCGGCUGGGACCGGGCGGUCCUGAAGAGGUGGCUGUGGCUGUGGCUGGUUGGGAGCCAGUGGCAGCGUGAUUGGAGAGCCGAUGGCCAAGUGGGGUGAGGGCGACCCGCGCUGGAUCGUGGAGGAGCGGGCGGACGCCACCAACGUCAACAACUGGCAUUGGACGGAGAGAGAUGCUUCAAAUUGGUCCACAGAUAAACUGAAAACGCUCUUCUUGGCAGUGCGGGUGCAAAAUGAGGAAGGCAAGUGUGAAGUGACAGAAGUGAGUAAGCUUGAUGGAGAGGCAUCCAUUAACAAUCGCAAAGGCAAGCUUAUCUUCUUUUAUGAAUGGAGCAUCAAACUGAACUGGACAGGUACCUCUAAGUCAGGAGUGCAGUACAAGGGACAUGUUGAGAUCCCCAAUUUGUCUGAUGAAAACAGUGUGGAUGAAGUGGAGAUUAAUGUGAGUCUUGCCAAAGAUGAGCCUGACACAAAUCUCGUGGCCUUAAUGAAGGCAGAAGGGGUGAAACUUCUAAGAGAAGCAGUGGAAAUUUACAUCAGCACCCUCAAAACAGAGUUCACGCAGGGCAUGAUCUUGCCUACAGUGAAUGGAGAGUCUGUAGAUUCAACCAGGCAACCAGCACCGAAAGCUGAGGAGUGGAAGGCUAGUAAGUCUGCUCCUUCGAAAACCCAGGCCAGAUCUGUUGGUGUCAGAAUCCCCACCUGUAAGAUCACCCUUAAAGAGACCUUCCUGACAUCACCAGAGGAGCUCUAUAGAGUGUUUACCACCCAGGAGCUGGUUCAGGCCUUUACCCAUGCUCCUGCAAUGUUAGAAGCAGAUAGAGGUGGGAAGUUUCACAUGGUAGAUGGCAAUGUCUCUGGGGAAUUCACUGAUCUGGUCCCAGAGAAACAUAUUGUGAUGAAGUGGAGGUUUAAAUCUUGGCCAGAGGGGCACUUUGCCACCAUCACCCUGACUUUCACUGACAAAAGUGGAGAGACCGAGCUGCACAUGGAAGGGCGUGGUAUCCCUGCCCCUGAGGAAGAGCGGACACGGCAGGGCUGGCAGCGGUACUAUUUUGAGGGCAUCAAACAGACCUUUGGCUAUGGUGCACGCUUAUUUUAGGGUCAGCAGCUGGGAGGCCAUAGCCUGCCUGAUACUUCAGUCCAGCCCUCUCCUGACUGGGGCUUGUGGCUCCCAGGAUCGCACCAUCCCAACCACUAACUUGGGGCCGGGGCCCCUCCCUUCCACAUAUACCUUGGGUUUGUGCAUGUUUUCUGCCGGGUGGGAUCAGAGGGUGAUUUCUCUUUUAUGUGUACAUAUGCUAAAUAAACCUAAUUUAAAAAACAUGCAUAUCUGGACGCUACUGAUGUGGGUGGCUGGUAUUAGCGUUCUCAUGAAGAUUUUUAACUAAAAACAAAAAUAAGAGGGGUUGGAAGACGUCGUCUCCAUUCUCAGUAACUGGAAGUAAUUAGUGGCAUGAGGAGAGAACUUGUUUCUCACUCCCAGGAGUUCCUCAGGCAGUCUCCUUUCAUAAUGCAGGCUGGGAAAAAGCUUCUGUUCCCAGGGUCAGAUUAACCAAUAAGCAAGGUACGUACGGGCUGACUUGUACAUACUUAAUCUGUAAUGAGCAAUUGCACAUUUUUCACCACAGAUUAGUAAGCACGCACAGGUCAGCCGGUGCGUACCUUGCUUACUGGGUAAUCCAUCCCUGUCAGGGACACAGAUGCCAGCCAUACCUAGAAGCAGAAUCUUCGAUGUGAAAAAAUGUGCAGUUGUUCACUACAGAUGAUCUGGUAAGCAAGGUAAGUAUCAUGGGAGGGUUUGUGCUCUGGGGUAAACAUUGUCAACAAACUUGCUGUUGGAGGCAGCAUCCUGGGCCUUCAGCUCUCCUUAAGACUCGUGUCCUCUCGUAAGAGCAGAUGACCACAGAUGCAGACCUGAGGUGUAGAAAGAGAUUUCCCACCUGUGGCAGAGGGGAACUGGGGGCCUUGGGUUAACAGCCCCACUUAGUGAGCAGUUCCUACAUACCAGACAGUACACUACACAGUCUCCUUGCAUUAGCUCAUUUAACCCCAGUAAUAGCCCUGUGAAGUAGAUCCUAUUAUCAUUCCUGUUUUGCAGGAACCUAAAUCUUGUAUUUUUCAGGUAACAUAACCCAUAUCCAACAGCUACUAUUAGCAGAGCUGGGAUGUAGAAUGAGAACCCCAACUAGAGAGCCUGUGCGCAAGUCUAAACUAUUCAUUGACCGCUUCAUCAUUAGCUUAUCUCCGUAAAGAGAGGUUGCUGUGCUUCUGGUAUAGUAGGCAUCACACCUGGAGUAGAGAAUUCAGGCUCCUUAGUACCCCCAGAAAAAGGAAGAAAUGAAUUGUCUUUGUUAGAAUAUGCUUAAAUGCCUGGUUUCAUUAAAUUUACUGAGCACUGACUAUGUCUGCCAAGUGCUGGGAAUAAAUUCUAAUGGGGUUUGCUGUUGGGCAAAGAGGUAACCCCCUGGCAUUAGGAGGGCUGCUUUCCUGGACAAACCCUGCCCUGGCUUCCUGCACCCCAGUGUGAGUCAGUGCCCUCUAAUCCAGACACUCCACCUCCUGCAGUUACAGCUAUUUCCUUAAAUCUAUUUUUGCCUGUUUUAUUAGGUGGCGGUGAGGCCUGCAGGCUAAUCCUGCCAACAUGACUUGGCCAAAACUUUGUGGUUAAAGUAAAGCAGAAAAUCAGUAUUGAUCUGGAUCAUUUAGGCGCCCCAAAAGCCAUCUCUGGCUGACUUUCCUCAGACGCGUACUGGACUGUACUGAUGUGCUUUGCUGUGGACUUAGAGACUUGCCUUCUAGGGGUCCAAAGAGAUGCCUUUGGGUAAGGAACCUGAACUCUAUCUUGAAUGAAAUCACCGGGGCCCCUCCGAACACAGACUGCUGUAUAACGCAGAGACUAUUAAAAAAACAAAACAAAACACAGGAGUCCUUUCCACUCCUGGCUGAAAAGUUGGCAGUUCCAGAAUAGAAAAACAAAUCUGAGUAGAGAUUACAAACACCUUAGUAAAAACCAGUGCAUCAAAAGGAUUGAUGGUGUUCGAAUGUGGUGUUGGUGAAGAAUAAAACCAUGCUGUGAACUGCCAAAAGAAUGAACAAAACAAUCUUAGAAAGUUCUGACACAACCAGAGGCAAGGAUGGUGAGACUUCGGCUCACUUACUCGGGACAUGUCAACAGGAAAGACGAGUCACUAGGAAAGGACAUGUUUGGUGAAGUAAAGGGUUAGCAAAAACAAGGGCAAGCCUCAAUGAGAUGGGUUGACACAGAAGCCACAACAAUGCGCUCCAAGGCCCCGGCGAUCACGAACAUGACAAAGGGCUGGGCCACGUUUCACUGUUACAAAUGAGGUCACUGUGAGUUGGAGCUAACUCAAUGGCAGCUAACAGCGGUAAAAAUGGAAACACCUGGCAAGGUGUCUGUCAUGGGGCGGAUGUUCAGUAACAGUUCCCAUCCCCAGUACUGAUGACGGCUGUUUCACUUCUUCCAUUGCCAUCCUACUGACAGUGUUUCAGUUACUCGUCUGAGCUCAAAAAGCAGAGUCGAAAAAACCAAACCAAACCCACUGCCGUAGAGUCAAUUCCGACUCAUAGCGACCCUAUAGGACAGACUAGAACUGCCCAGUAGAGUUUCCAAGGAGCACCUAGUGGAUUCGAACUGCCGACCUCUGGUUUAGCAGCUGCUGCACUUAACCACUAUGUCACCAGGGUAGCAUAGCUAAAAACAAACCUGUGAACUUGGUUGGGCCUGGGUUUGAAUCUUAAAUGUGCCACUUCCUACGAAAUUGGUCAAAUUUCCUCAUGGGUAAAAUGGGUAUGAGUACCUUGUGUGAGCCUUGGAGAUAAUGCAUUUGAAAGCAUGGACAUCUGCAGGCACUUUGCAAAUGGUAGCUGCUGACUUCGGAACUCAGAAGACCAAGUGUUUUCUCAAUCAGAACUGGUAUUUUGAAAUCGGCCAAAUUGUAAAUCCUAGGCCAAAGGUGUGGCCCAUGAACUUACAUUUUAAUAGUGAUUCUGAUAGGCAAGGAUGCAUUUUGAGAAGCACCACAACAUGUUAAAAAAAAAAAAAAAUUG
This is a messenger RNA of Loxodonta africana (African savanna elephant), 4138 nucleotides long. RefSeq names its product activator of HSP90 ATPase activity 1 (gene AHSA1). The transcript has 9 exons. The record is from RefSeq and is a predicted model, not a curated record. Bases 150 to 1169 code for a protein of 339 amino acids. Gene Ontology annotation, cellular component: cytosol. NCBI's taxonomy places the organism in Eukaryota, Metazoa, Chordata, Mammalia, Proboscidea, Elephantidae. Gene Ontology annotation, biological process: positive regulation of ATP-dependent activity; protein folding. Gene Ontology annotation, molecular function: ATPase activator activity; protein-folding chaperone binding.